Acanthoscelides obtectus is the source of this 5462-nucleotide messenger RNA. NCBI's taxonomy places the organism in Eukaryota, Metazoa, Arthropoda, Insecta, Coleoptera, Chrysomelidae. The record is from the annotation of a GenBank genome assembly.
GUUGAUCUUACGAUGAUUGUCCUUGGAUCUACCGAAUGUCAACGAUACCAUCUACGGAUUUCGUCUUGUUCGGUUCGGCAACACUGGUAUGUUGACACUUUUGACUUUUGACAGUCGCCAUCUGCCACAAAUUUUCAUGAAAGCAACAAGAAGAUAGACAAGUGAUGAAAAUUUGUCAAAAAAAUAUGUACUUUGACGUUGUUUUUAAGUAAAUCAACAGCAGGAGGGUUGCUUUUACGAAUGGUAUCUAAAUUAUUUGUUUUUAAAUCGCCACGUAAAUCUAACCAGUGCCUUCACGUACAAUAUUUUUUUUGUGACCCUAUUGUUGAAGGUAUGAAUGUUGCGAUGCACCUCUGAUCACUCUCGCAUCCGCUGUCUCGCUAAUAAAUAAAAUCAAGUAUGAAAAUCUCAUGACAAAUAGCGAACAAAUAGGAAAGAUUACCAAAUCUUCUCGUAUACCCGUCAAAUAUCCGAAAUACAAUGAGCGAAAGUGAAAAGAAGUGGGUGUGUGAAUAUUGUACAUAUGAAAACUAUCCCUCAUCUAUAAAAUGUACUAUGUGCCGGGGCCCUAAGCCGUUUGUCAGCGAGGACAUCUACAGUCUCCAUGGUGAUACACAACAUGGAGAUGAGAAGUUCAGUUCAGCUGUGGGGCCCAUAGAGGAGAAUAAAUCAAAAUGUGUAAAGUGCACUUACAACACAUCCAAUGAGUGUAUAAUGUGCGGUUUCCCAAAGACUGUGUCGCCUAACACUCUUCACGAGCACAUUCAGCCCCUGAGAAUCUCCCAACACUCAGAUCUGGCUCAAAGCCUCUCUAGGAAUAAUAGUCCCCCAGCUAGUCUUACUAAUUUGGAAAACACCAGAAGAACCACUCAGUCCAAAUGGAUUUGUCAGAUGUGUACUUAUGAAAAUUGGCCAAGAUCCUCAAAAUGUGCAAUGUGUGGUACCAUCCAUAACAGUCAACGAUCACAAGCUUCUAGUUUGAUAAUGCCUCCUUCCCCAGAAAGAAACAUAGAUCCUGAUGUGAAUCAGGAGGAUAGAUUCAAGGAUUAUAUUUUAGUUUCAUCUACGCCAGAUGCAGAUCAGCCCGGUAACAACCUUGAAGCGGAACGCCGUCUGCGUCAGUUACGUCGCUCCGCAGAUUGGCGAUGGUUGAACGCUUGCGUGGGCAUCAUCGAGGGCGACCCGAACCCCGUCGAGGCGUAUCUGUCAUCAGGCGGAGACCCGGCGAGGACCUUAACCUCUUCCGAGGUCGCCAUAUUGAACAGGAACUCGGCCUUCGAUGUCGGACACACGCUGGUGCAUCUUGCUAUCAGAUUUCAGCGCGAAGACCUGCUAGCCGUGUUGCUGUCCCAGAUCGAAGGCUCGGGCUCGGGCGUGAAGAGAGUGCCUAGUUACGUGGCUCCUGAUAUCGCGGCCGAUAUCAGGAGGCAUUUCGCCUCCACGAUUCGCCUUAGGAAAGGCAACUUUCCCUGCAACUUCGUUACCGAAUUUCCGACGUUCUCUUUGCCUGCGGACGUGGACGAGCUUCCUUCAACGGUGCAAGAUCAGCUAUUUUCCGAGCUGUUAGACAAAGAUGCCCAGGCUGAGUUAGAAAGCGACCCUGCCGUGAUCAACUGGUCAUUGGACGUUACAUUACGCUUGGGUUCUAGGUUGUACGCGUUGUGGAACAGGUCUGCAGGAGAUUGCCUGUUGGAUUCCGUGAUGCAGGCUACGUGGGGCGUUUUCGAUAGGGACAAUACGCUUAGAAGGGCUUUGGCUGAAAGUCUCGCUGAAGGGGGGCAUGUAUUCUACCCCCGUUGGAAGGAGUACGAGCAAUGCCACGCGUCCUUCCUUCAAUACUCCUUGGACGAAACGCAAUGGGAGGACGACUGGAACGGCCUGAUUUCGUUGGCUGGUCAGCCGGGAACCAGUUUGGAGCAGUUGCACGUGUUCGCUUUGGCGCAUAUCCUCAGAAGGCCCAUCAUAGUGUAUGGCGUCAAAUACGUCAAGAGUUUCAGGGGGGAGGCGAUAGGGUAUGCGAGAUACGAAGGUGUGUAUUUGCCGUUGUUAUGGGAACAGAGCUUUUGCGUGCGGACCCCCAUUGCACUAGGCUACACCAGAGGGCACUUUUCAGCGUUGGUGCCCAUAGAACCUUAUCGUCCUGUAGAUGGUAGAUCACCGCCAGGACCGGAUCAUGCUCGUACCACGUUUCUACCUUUGGUAGAUAGGGACAGGAAAAUGCUGCCGAUACAUUUCCUCACUCAAUCGGAGUUGGGAAGAGAAGAGAGCAUCCUAAGGCAGUGGCUGGACGUGUGCGAGACUGAAGGAGGAAUUCUGGUCGCUCAGCAGCUCCUAAACAAAAGACCGUUGAUUGUAGCUCAAAUGGUAGAAGAAUGGCUGAACCACUACAGAAGAUUAGCUCAAAUGACAGCUCCAUUCCGGCCAAUCCCCAUCCAGGAUUAUUCCAGCGAAGGGGACACAGACGACGAAUAGCACAGGCCGAAAAUCAUAACGUGAAACAAGUAGUGAUUGCUUUAGUACCUAAAUGUAACGAUGAUUUUUCUUUAUUUCCUUAAAACAAAUAGAUUCGUUUUGAAAACACUUUAUAUAUUGUGAGGGCUGGUAGCAGACGGGACAAACAGCAUUUUCGGCGUCCGUAGAAAAGGUUCAGGGGAUCGAAACUAGAAGAAAGUUUGCAAUCUCAAGCUUCGAGUAAUCUUAGAGAAAUAAAUUCUAAUUCAGUAUAAAUUAAUGUCAAUUAUAUUUUUUCAGCGAAGUAUUUGGAGCAAGUUUUACUGCUUGUGCACGUUAGAAAUUAGUAAAAAUCGCAGUGUAUGUUUUUUUGAAAGGUUUUUUUUGCUUAAUAUUUUUCUCUGUCCCUUGUCUUUGGAUGUCAGCAGAGAUACACACAUUAUUCAUAGGGAGGCCCUGUUUCUAAACUGUAUAUAAAUAUGAUAAUAUAUUGAUAGCAGCUUAUACAAUUUUGCAAAUACGCGUAGGGAUUGAAUUUGUUCCCUAUUUCCAAUAUUCCUUCACAGGAAGAAGCAUAUUAUAUAUUAGUCCAAUGCUUUCAAGGUGUUUUGUAUAUGUAAUCGCAAUUUUAUUCCCUGUAAUUUUUCUCUAAAUGUGCCAGGAGGGAACACAUCUUGAUUGAAUUUGGUUUACGCUUGUAAUUUUUUCAAUAUACUACUAGCAAUUUCUCGAAAAAAAAUAAACAUUGGACUAAUGAUUUGCGGAGAGAUGUAUAGAUUUUCUUGUUUAUUUUUGGGUAGGUAUGUAUUUAUUUCUUCUAGAUAGUCGAAGUACAAACUGAAUGUAGUUUUUCGCUUGCAAUCAAAAGGCACGCGCAUCUUGAUGCGUCAAAUCGGGGUCACUUGUAGUCCAGAAAAUUUCAAUUUCAGGUGUUCAAAAAUUUGUUGAUAACUGAGGUUUUUCAAUGAAACAUAUGUAACAGUUUAUUUUGCUAAGGAGACUCAAUAUACAGGGUGAGUUCUUAGUGCCAAUAUGUCUGUUUUUCUAAAUGUAUGGGGUUGUCCAAAACGGAGGAAAGUAAACGCAUAUUAAAACAAGAAAGAUUGCUAUUCAAAUCAAGUUGGUACUUUAUUUUGAAGGUUCAUUUAUACCAUUUAUGUAUGAAAAAUAAUAUCGCUCAAAUGUUCACCACGACUGGAUUUACAGACGUCCACGCGAUGGUCGAAAUUUUCAAUGACAUUUUGCAACAUGGUCGGUUCUAUGGCAUUUAUCUCGGCAAUGAUGUUGUUUUUGAGUUCUUGGAGGGUGGCUGGUUUGUUGACGUAGACUUUGCUUUUCAAAUAUCCCCAUAAAAAGAAGUCCAAGGGAGUCAAAUGGCACGAUCUUGGUGGCCAUGGCACAUUUCCUCUGCGCGAAAUCACGCGAUCACCGAAGAAGGACUGCAAUCAAUGGAUAUUGACGUUGGUUGUGUGGCAUGUUGCACCGUCUUGUUGGAAAUAAACAUCGUCCAUAUCCAUUCCUUCAAGUUGCGGCAAAAAAUAGUCCUCUAUCAUCACGUGAUAUCGCUCAGAAUUGACGGUAACGGCGUCCCCGGCCGCAUUUUCGAAAAAGUAAGGUCCGAUAAUUCCUUUUGACCACAAUGCACACCACACAGUCACUUUUUGAGGAUGCAUGGGCUGCUCUUGAUACUCACGGGGAUUUUCGUUCGCCCAGAUGCGGCAGUUUUGCUUGUUUACCGUCCCAUUCAAAGUGAAAUGCGCUUCGUCGCUGAACAUGAUUUUUGAUGAAAAAUUGGCAUCAAUUUGGCGGUGUUCAAGGAGCCAAUCUGAGAACGUUCGGCGCGAAAAAUGCUGGCCCGACGCAGCUCUUGCGUCAAUUGGAUCUUGUAGGCGUGUACAUUCAAAUCCUUGUGGAGAAUGCGGAGCAAACUGGUUCUCGAAAUGCCCAAUUCUUGGGAUCGACGCGUUGUUGAUCGUUUCGGAUCGUCUCUCACACUCUCCUUCACAACAGCAAUAUUUUCCGGUGUGCAUACGCUCCUCGGCCGGCCAGAGCCUGGCAGAUUUGCCACAGAACCUGUUGCCUCGAAUUUACGCACCAGACGACCGAUGGUUGUUUCGUUUGGGCGGUUGUUGCGACCGAAAUGUUCACGAAGCGCGCGAAACGUGUUUUUUAUUUUUGCACCAUUUUUGUAGUGCUCUUGAAUAACUUUAAUGCGGUCUUCAAUCGAAUACGACUCCAUAGCGAUCAAUGGUAAACAUUCAACUAACAAAAUGACAUGUCGGUGACAGAAAACAAAGAUGGCGUCUAUGUCAAAUUGACGUUUACUUUCCUGCGUCCCUAUUGGACAACCCUUUAUCUAAAAAAAGGUAAGUUAAAAAAAGUGUGUAUACGCUCCUUACUCGCGAAAUAUGCUGCUUUCUACAGGAUUAUUUCGCGAUAUGUUUUGAAAACGGAAUACUAGGUAUAUUUUGGAAUAUUCUAUAAGACCUCUUCAAAGGAACAAGGUUGUUAUAGCACAGACAGAUAGCUACGUUGUAACUAAUAGUUCUUAUAAUAAAGUAAAUCAUUGCUAAAUUUAUGACCAUUGGUUAGUCCAUAUUUCCUUAAGUAAAGUCCUUAAUAAUAACGGAGCCAUUGACGGAUUAUACACUAAAAACGCACCCUGUGAUUGAAAAAUUUUAGUAAUCAACAAAUUUUAGUUUUUCUAAAGGAUUUUUUUCACUUUCUGGAUUAUCUGUCUUCAUUGGUUUUGUUGGGUUGUUGAUACAUUGAUUGUUGAUUAUUUUGUGUGAGAUUUGAGGAAAGAAUGUAGCUAAGAUUCCGUAAUUUGUAUUUUAAAUAUUGAAGUCAAAUUAUGUAUGUAUAAAUUGUUUUUACACAGAAUAUUAUGAGAAAAAGAUUAGUGGUUUCAAAAACAGAAUUUAAAUAUAAUUAAAGAAUAUUGAAAAUACUAUAUUACAUUGUUAACACUGUUAUCUAAAAUAAUAGAAAAUAAAAUAAUUUCAAAUUUA